Messenger RNA from Neomonachus schauinslandi (Hawaiian monk seal), 1077 nucleotides. RefSeq names its product melanin concentrating hormone receptor 1 (gene MCHR1). Gene Ontology annotation, molecular function: neuropeptide binding; melanin-concentrating hormone receptor activity. The transcript is spliced from 2 exons. NCBI's taxonomy places the organism in Eukaryota, Metazoa, Chordata, Mammalia, Carnivora, Phocidae. The coding region runs from base 16 to 1077 and encodes 353 amino acids. The record is from RefSeq and is a predicted model, not a curated record. Gene Ontology annotation, biological process: neuropeptide signaling pathway. Gene Ontology annotation, cellular component: membrane; neuron projection.
ACGGGCAGCGGCAGGAUGGACCUGGAAGCCUCGCUGCUGCCCACUGGCCCCAAUGCCAGCAACAACUCCGAUGGUCCCGAUAACCUUACCGCGGCCGGGCCACCUCCUCGCACAGGGAGUGUCUCCUACAUCAACAUCAUCAUGCCUUCUGUGUUCGGCACCAUCUGCCUCCUGGGCAUCAUUGGGAACUCCACGGUCAUCUUCGCAGUGGUGAAGAAGUCCAAACUGCACUGGUGCAGCAAUGUCCCCGACAUCUUCAUCAUCAACCUCUCGGUGGUGGACCUCCUCUUCCUCCUGGGCAUGCCCUUCAUGAUCCACCAGCUCAUGGGCAAUGGUGUCUGGCACUUUGGGGAGACCAUGUGCACACUUAUCACGGCCAUGGACGCCAACAGUCAGUUCACCAGCACCUACAUCCUGACCGCCAUGGCCAUUGACCGCUAUCUGGCCACUGUCCACCCCAUCUCCUCCACCAAGUUCCGGAAGCCCUCUGUGGCCACCCUGGUGAUCUGCCUCCUGUGGGCCCUCUCCUUCAUCAGCAUCACCCCCGUGUGGCUCUACGCUAGGCUUAUCCCCUUCCCAGGGGGCACGGUGGGCUGCGGCAUCCGCCUGCCCAACCCAGACACUGACCUUUACUGGUUCACCCUGUACCAGUUCUUCCUGGCCUUUGCCCUGCCCUUCAUAGUCAUCACAGCCGCGUAUGUGAGGAUCCUGCAGCGCAUGAUGUCCUCGGUAGCUCCGGCCUCUCAACGCAGCAUCCGGCUGCGGACAAAGAGGGUGACUCGCACGGCCAUCGCCAUCUGCCUGGUCUUCUUUGUGUGCUGGGCUCCCUACUAUGUGCUCCAGCUGACCCAGCUGUCCAUCAGCCGCCCGACACUCACCUUUGUUUACCUGUACAACGCAGCCAUCAGCUUGGGCUACGCUAACAGCUGUCUCAACCCCUUUGUGUACAUCGUGCUCUGCGAGACAUUCCGCAAACGCCUGGUCCUGUCGGUGAAGCCUGCCGCCCAGGGGCAGCUUCGAACCGUCAGCAAUGCCCACACAGCUGACGAGGAGAGGACAGAAAGCAAGGGCACCUGA